Molecule: messenger RNA, 2457 nt
Organism: Pteropus alecto (black flying fox)
Lineage: Eukaryota; Metazoa; Chordata; Mammalia; Chiroptera; Pteropodidae
Gene: ALAS1
Product: 5'-aminolevulinate synthase 1
Exons: 12
Coding region: 275-2317 (680 amino acids)
Biological process (GO): erythrocyte development; hemoglobin biosynthetic process; heme biosynthetic process
Cellular component (GO): mitochondrial matrix; mitochondrion
Molecular function (GO): 5-aminolevulinate synthase activity; pyridoxal phosphate binding
Source: RefSeq, a predicted model, not a curated record
CUCCGUUUCCCCAACUCGGACCCCUCCGGACUUCCCCGUUCGACAGGCCGCUUUAGGAUUUCCUCCUCAUACCCGCCUCCCGUUCUCUAGCCCUCUGACCCCCGCCCCCCACCUUCCGCCAGUCCCAACGUCCUGGAUCUUGAAGCCCCCGCCCCUCCGCAGUUCGCCCCGACGGCGUUUCCCCUCGUACCCUUGCCCUCAUGCUCCCUUCCCGUCUCAGUUAUGCCCAGUUCCCCGGGGAAAUCCUCGCCUCGGGGACCCAGGGCCCGGCUGGAUGCCUUCCUGGGGUUUGAGAGAGGGGACCAGGAGGAGCUCACAGUCCGGAAGAGUCCUCUCUGCCUGGAUGGAUGACAGUGGCUUCUUGGCGAGCCUCGCUUCGCCACCUGGGAUCAGUGCACCUCCCGGCCAAGACAUGGAGACUAUUGUUCGCCGCUGUCCGUUCUUAUCCCGAGUGCCACAGGCCUUUCUGCAGAAGGCAGGCAAAUCUCUGUUGUUCUAUGCCCAGAACUGCCCUAAGAUGAUGGAAGUUGGGGCCAAGCCAGCCCCUCGGUCCCUGUCUACUUCAGCAGUGUGCUGCCAGCAGAUCAAAGAAACCCCUCCGGCCAAUGAGAAGGCCAAAACUGCGCAGGGCGAGGGUCCCCUGGCCCUGGACGGACCCCGGCAGGCUUCGGAGGGCACGCAGCCCCCCUCUGGACACCCCUCCCCUGCCACGAGCCAGGGCACCGCAAGCAAGUGUCCUUUCCUGGCAGCCCAGAUGAGCCAGGGGGGCAGCAGCGUCUUCCGCAGAGCCAGCCUGGAGCUCCAGGAGGAUGUGCAGGAGAUGCACGCCGUGAGGAGAGAGGUCACCCAGAGCGCGGCGUGCCCCGCGGUGGCUAGCGUGAAGGCCGACGGAGGGGAGCCAGGCGGACUGCUGAAGAGCUUCCAGGACAUCGUGCGGAAGCAGAGGCCGGAAAGAGUGUGCAUUUCAAAAUCCGUUUCCACUUUUCAGUAUGAUCAUUUCUUUGAGAAGAAAAUUGAUGAGAAAAAAAAUGACCAUACCUAUCGAGUUUUCAAAACUGUGAACCGGAGGGCCCACCUCUUCCCCAUGGCGGACGACUACUCCGACUCUCUCAUCACCAAGAAGCAGGUGUCAGUCUGGUGCAGCAAUGACUACCUGGGAAUGAGUCGCCACCCCCGGGUGUGUGGGGCCGUCAUGGACACUUUGAGGCAGCAUGGUGCUGGAGCAGGUGGGACCAGAAAUAUUUCUGGGACUAGUAAAUUCCACGUGGACCUGGAGCGGGAGCUGGCCGACCUCCACGGGAAAGACGCCGCGCUCCUGUUCUCCUCGUGCUUCGUGGCCAACGACUCGACCCUCUUCACUCUGGCGAAGAUGAUGCCGGGCUGUGAGAUCUACUCCGAUUCUGGGAACCACGCCUCCAUGAUCCAGGGGAUUCGGAACAGCCGCGUGCCGAAGUUUGUCUUCCGCCACAACGAUGCCGGCCACCUCAGGGAGCUGCUGCAGAGGUCGAGCCCUGCGGUCCCCAAGAUCGUAGCGUUCGAGACUGUCCACUCCAUGGACGGGGCCGUGUGCCCGCUGGAAGAGCUGUGCGAUGUGGCCCACGAGUUCGGAGCGAUCACCUUCGUGGAUGAGGUCCACGCGGUGGGGCUGUACGGGGCCCGAGGCGGAGGGAUUGGCGAUCGGGACGGAGUCAUGGCAAAAAUGGACAUCAUUUCUGGAACGCUCGGCAAAGCCUUCGGCUGUGUCGGAGGCUACAUCGCCAGCACCCGCUCCCUGGUGGACACGGUGCGGUCGUACGCAGCCGGCUUCAUCUUCACCACGUCCCUGCCGCCCAUGCUGCUGGCCGGGGCCCUGGAGUCCGUGCGGGUGCUGAAGAGUGCCGAGGGCCGGGCACUGCGCCGCCAGCACCAGCGCAACGUCAAGCUCCUGCGGCAGAUGCUCAUGGACGCCGGCCUCCCGGUCGUGCACUGCCCCAGCCACAUCAUCCCGGUCCGGGUCGCGGAUGCUGCUAAAAACACCAAAGUCUGUGACGAGCUAAUGAGCAGACAUAACAUCUACGUCCAGGCCAUCAAUCACCCCACGGUGCCCCGGGGGGAGGAGCUCCUGCGCAUCGCCCCCACCCCGCACCACACGCCCCAGAUGAUGAGCUACUUCCUGGAGAACCUGCUGGCCACGUGGAAGCGAGUGGGGCUGGAGCUGAAGCCGCACUCGUCGGCCGAGUGCAACUUCUGCCGGAGGCCGCUGCAUUUUGAAGUGAUGAGCGAGCGGGAGAGAUCCUUCUUCUCCGGCAUGAGCAGGCUGGUGUCCGCUCAGGCCUGAGCGCCGCGACCUCGGUUACUGUGCCUGACCCGAGGCCACGUCGUCUGCGGUUUCCAGAACUGUCUAUGUACAAAUUAAAUUAAAUUAAAUUUUAACCUAUAGUGACCGUGUAGUCCUAAAAUAAAUUCUGUGUAAAGUGA